ACCUCACCCGCAGUGCAUGAGGUUGGCGGGCUGCAACUUGUGUGUGUGUUUGAUGUAUGUGAUCAAAUUCUGCUGCUCUACUGUUGAACAAAACUUCUCAGCCAAAUAACUAAGUGCCACGCGGAAUAUUUUCAGUCGGGUAAGUUAACGGUGGUAGCUCAGCCAUGCCGUCCAGCGCUGGACCCAGCAGCCCCGCCGCUGCACUCGCUGAAGCGCUGGAAAACUCUUCCCGGCUGAUUGACAGACACCUGCAGGAUGACCGCUGCUUUCCUGACCUGUCGGAGCUGCUCAGCGUCCCCUCUCACAAUAUGCCGUCCCUCUCUGGCGUGUCAGACAUGGACUACCCCCUCCAGGGACCGGGUUUACUCAGCGUGCCAAAUCUCCCAGAGCUCAGUGCAGUCCGCCGAGUCCCUCUGCCGCCUGAGCUAGUGGAGCAGUUCAGCCAUAUGCAAUGUAACUGUAUGAUGGGAGUUUUUCCAGAGAUCUGUCGAGCAUGGCUUACUAUUGACAAUGACAUUUUCAUGUGGAGUUAUGAAGAUGGAGGAGAUGUGGCUUAUUUUGAUGGCCUUAUUGAAACCAUUCUAGCAGUGGGCCUUGUAAAACCAAAACAAGGGAUUUUACAGCCACACAUUCACUACCUCUUAGUCUUGGCCACUUCUGUGGAUGUAGUGAUCCUCGGACUGAGCUUCCCAAAGAGCCAGGCUGGGUUGAAUGAUAGCAUGUCUGGUGGGAUGCAGCUGCUUCCAGACCCCCUUUUCUCCAUCCCCACAGACAACACCUACAUCCUAUCCAUCACCUCCACAGACCUGGGACGCAUCUUUAUGGCAGGAAAGGACGGCUGCCUCUAUGAGAUAGCUUACCAGGCCGAGGCAGGAUGGCUGAGUCAGCGCUGCAGAAAAAUCAACCACUCCAAAAGCUCCCUGUCCUUCCUUGUCCCUUCUGUGCUGCAGUUCUCCUUUUCUGAAGAUGACCCUAUUGUUCAGAUUGCUAUUGACAACUCCCGCAACACACUAUUCACACGCUCAGAGAAAGGUGUCCUGCAGGUGUAUGACCUGGGGGCUGAUGGGCAGGGUAUGAGUCGUGUGGCAACCAUGUCACAGAGCACCAUCGUUGCAGCUGCUGGAAACAUAGCAAGGACAAUUGAUCGUUCUGUCUUCAAACCUAUUGUCCAGAUCUCUGUGAUUAACAGAUCUGAGUCCUCAGACUGUCACCUGCUCGCUGUCACUCAUGCAGGUGUGCGCCUCUACUUCAGCACCACGCCUUUCGCCCUUCCACACCAGCGGCAUGUGGCAGUUCGACCUAGCCUGCUAGCUUUGGUCCAUGUCCGUCUGCCGCCAGGGUUUUCUGCAUCCUCUACCCUGCAGAAACCUGCAAAGGUCCAUAAGGCGCUGCACAGUAAAGGUGUUCUGUUAAUGGCAGCUUCUGAGACAGAGGACAGCGACAUUCUGUGGUGCAUCAACCACGACUCCUUCCCCUUUAAGAAACCCUUGAUGGAGACUCAGAUGAUGUCUAAUGUAGACGGACACUCUUGGGCUCUUUGUGCCAUUAAUGAGGAGAGGCCAUCCAAGAUUUUUACUCCUCUGAACAAGGACCAGAUCCCCAUCACAGAUUCACCUGUGGUGGUCCAGCAGCACAACAUCCCCCCACAGAAGUUUGUCCUUCUCUCUGCAAAGGGGAGUCAUAUCUUCCAAAAACUGCGGCCAGUAGACCAGCUCCGUCACCUGCUGGUGAGCUGCGCUGGAGGAGAAAGUGAAGAGGUUGAGCGUUUCUUCAAGCUGCACAGGGAGGAGCAGGCUUGUGCCACAGCACUGAUCCUGGCUUGUUCCAACGCUGCUUGUGACAGAGAGGUUUCACAGUGGGCCACCAGAGCCUUCUUCAGAUAUGGAGGAGAAGCACAGAUGAGAUUCCCCGCAGCCAUGACAUCUCCCAGUAAUGUUGGACCUGUGAUGAGCUCUCCAGCACCAGGCAUCGUGCCCCCAGCUUUGGCUACCCCCUUCACACCAAUGCACUCCGGGUCUACACCCAUCACACCAAUGUCAGCCGGCCCAGAGGUGAUUUUCUCAGGGAAACAUAACGGCAUCUGUAUCUACUUUGCCCGCAUUCUUGGAAAUAUUUGGGAUGGCAGUCUUGCUGUUGAGAAAACCAUCAGCAAAGGAAAUCAGACUGUCAGUAUUUUGGAAAGCAGCGUUAGUGCAUUUGAUCUGGAGUCAGUACUUCUAGAGCUUGGUGGUUUGCGGGAGUUUCUUGACAAAAACUCUCAGUUCAGUCCGUCCACAUUUGGUGCUGCAAGUUUCAGCUCCCCUGCCAACCUGCAGCAAAGGCUGCUGGGAUUUAUGCGCCCUGACGGAGCCAGCUCUCAGCAGGUCCAGCAGGAGCUCCAGAGGAAAUAUCACACAAAAGCUCAGGUCUAUGAGAAAGUGUCCCUGCAGGGCAUCCAGCAGUUAGUGCAUCGCUCCUAUCAGACUCUGGCCCUGUUGAAGCUUCUCUGUGAUCAUCAGUUUAGCCUCAUUAUGUCCGAGCUGCCAAAGGAAUUUCAAGAGCAGAUGAAGGGAGCAAGUUUUAAGGAUAUAGUGAUCCGGGGCAAAGAGCUGUCGGGAGCUCUCAUCACAGCACUCAUUAAUGUCUACAUCAAAGAUAAUGCUUCUGUGGAGGGCAUCAGCAAUCACCUGCGGGACAUCUGCCCCCUGCUGUACAGCAGCGAUGACAGCGUUUGCUCCAAGGCUAAUGAGUUGCUGCAGAGCUCGAAGCAGGUUCAGAAUAAAGCAGAUAAAGAGCGGAAACUGAGGGAGUCUCUACGGCUCUAUCAGCAGAUCAGCCAACACACAGAUCUGCCACUGGUCUGCUCCCAGUACAGACAAGUGCGUUUCUACGAGGGAGUCCUUGAGUUGUGCCUCACAGCAGCAGACAAGAAGGAUCCACAGAGACUGGGGCCCCAUUUCUACAAGAAUGGUGAGCCGGAGGAGGAUGGAGUGGGACAGCAGGCCUUUCAGGAAAGACUUUCGUGUUAUAAGUGCAUCACAGACACCAUGCAGGAGCUGGUGAACCAGAGCAAAGCCGCCCCUCAGUCUCCCAGCGUCCCCAAACAGCCUGGCCCACCUGUCAUGACGUCUGACCCGAACAUGCUCAGUAAUGAAGAAGCUACAGCUCAUUUUGAGCAGAUCCUCGGUUUGGCCCAGAGGUCUCAGGACGAGCUGUUUCACAUUGCUUUGUACAACUGGCUGAUCCAGGCUGACCUGACUGACAAGCUGCUAGAGGUGAAUUCUCCAUACCUGGAGGAACAUCUGAUGCACAUGAUCAAGCAGGACCAGAGUAAGGUGCACAACAUGGACCUCUUGUGGCGCUACUACGAGAAGAACCGUAACUUUGGCAAGGCAGCUCAUGUACUGGCCCGACUUGCUGACAUGCACAGCACUGAGAUCUCAUUGAUUGAAGCAGCGUUUGGAGUACAUCGCCAGAGCCAUCCUGUCUGCUAAGAGUUCCUCCUGCAUCUCAGCUCAGGCAUCUGAUGGCGAGUUCCUUCACGAGCUGGAAGAAAAGAUGGAGCUGGUGCGGAUCCAAGUACAGAUCCAGGAGACCCUGAUUAGACAGUACUCCCAUCAUCCCUCAGUGAAAAAUGUAAUCUCUCAGUUGGACUCGGAGCUCAUGGACAUCACCAAGCUCUAUGGUGAGUUUGAUG
This is a messenger RNA of Plectropomus leopardus (leopard coralgrouper), 3676 nucleotides long. It is a transcript of the gene nup155, whose product is annotated as nucleoporin 155. Gene Ontology annotation, biological process: transcription-dependent tethering of RNA polymerase II gene DNA at nuclear periphery; protein import into nucleus; protein localization to nuclear inner membrane. The record is from RefSeq and is a predicted model, not a curated record. Gene Ontology annotation, cellular component: nuclear pore inner ring; nuclear pore. Lineage: Eukaryota; Metazoa; Chordata; Actinopteri; Perciformes; Serranidae. Gene Ontology annotation, molecular function: structural constituent of nuclear pore.